Oncorhynchus kisutch (coho salmon) is the source of this 4196-nucleotide messenger RNA. RefSeq names its product tetratricopeptide repeat protein 39A-like. The transcript is spliced from 18 exons. The record is from RefSeq and is a predicted model, not a curated record. The coding region runs from base 263 to 1969 and encodes 568 amino acids. Gene Ontology annotation, molecular function: protein binding. Lineage: Eukaryota; Metazoa; Chordata; Actinopteri; Salmoniformes; Salmonidae.
GUUGAAGGAGGAGUCGAUUCAGUUCUCGUUUAUUUUCACACACCGAUUUCGAGCACUUGACGCUUCUCUGCUACUCUUCUUCUCAAGUUACAAUCCCAACACGAUUCCACAGCUCAAUGCAACUUCUGAUCUUAACGCGGAAUCAACCAACCCUCCACCAGCUUGUUAUUAAGACAACUCGCUAGUUAAUGUUUUUUUUCUCAAACCCUUCUGAGUAGGCUACUUUUCGACAGGUGUUUUGGGCAGAGUGCCCGGAAGAAAAAUGUCCAAUGGGAAAGAUGCACCUGCGGCAGCGAACUCCUCACAGAUGACCCUGCAGGUGUGCCUUGAGGAGUGUAUGGAGGCCCUGGACCUCUUCCUCAACAACCACUUCAGUGAGAGCCUGGACAAACUGCGGCCACGGGCGAAGGAGAGCAUGUACCAUGCUCUGAUCUACGCCACUGUGCUGGAGAUGCAGGCUAUGAUGACCUUCCAGCAGGAUGACAUCGUCAACGCAGGCAACACCAUGAAGAGUGCCCAGGAGGUCUGCCAGAGGUUUCGACGAAAGUCCCCUGGUAAUAUCAGUAAAUCACCUGGAGAGCAUCUAACUGAAGAGCAGCUCCAAGCUCUCCAUGCUGAUGCGUGUUAUGCUGAAUGCUUGCUCCAAAGGGCUGCUCUCACCUUCCUACAGGAUGAGAACAUGGUGAGUUUUAUCAAAGGAGGAAUCAAAGUACGCAACAGUUACCUGAUUUACAAGGAGCUGCACACCUUCAUACAGUCAAACAGCUCUCUCCAAGGACCCAACCACAUUCACUUAGAGGGAGGGGUGUCUUUUGGGAUCGGAGCAUUCAACUUGACUCUUUCCAUGUUUCCACCUCGGUUACUCAAAGUUUUAGAGUUUGCUGGCUUCUCUGGAGACAAGGAGUAUGGUCUGUCCCAGCUGAAUGAUGGGGCCACUACAAACAACCUGCGCUCCAUGCUGUGUGCCUUGCUGUUGCUCUGUUACUAUACCUUCCUCACCUUCAUACUCGGGACCGGUGAGGGGGACGUGGCUGAUGCUGAGAAGCUGCUGAAGCCUUUCCGGCUCCGCUACCCACAGGGGGCCAUAUUUCUCUUCUUUGCAGGCAGGGCUGAGGCAAUCAAGGGGAACAUCGAUGAGGCGGUGGUGCUGUUUGAGGAUGGCUGCAAAGCGCAGCAGCAGUGGAAGCAGUUCCACCACAUGUGCUACUGGGAGCUGAUGUGGUGCUUCACCUACAAGUGCGUGUGGAGGAUGGCCUACUUCUACGCUGACCUACUGAGCAAUGAGAGCCGCUGGUCCAAGGCCAUGUAUGUGUACAUGAAGGCUGCUUACCUGAGCAUGCUUGCUCCGGGGGAGGCUAGGCCUUUUGGGGAAGAUGAGGUGGAGCUCUUCAGACAGGUGUCCACCUUCAAGCAAAAGAUAGCAGGGAAGUCUCCACCCACAGAGAAGUUUGCCAUUCGCAAGGCUAGACGUUACAAAGCUAGCUGCCCAGUGAGGCUCCCAGUACCUGUGCUGGAGAUGAUGUACAUGUGGAACGGCUUUUCCAUGAUCAGCAAGCGGCCAGAGCUGACCGAGGGCAUGCUGCAGACACUGGUGGAGGCAGAGCGCAUCCUACUGGAAUCUCCCGCGAAUGAGUAUUCAAUGGAUGACCGCUGUGUGAUCCACCUACUGAAGGGGCUGUGUCUGAAGAACCAGGGACACAUUCGGGCUGCAGAGGAAUGCUUCAACAAGGUGUACAACAGUGAGAAGAAGAUCAAGUUUGACCAUUACCUGGUGCCCAACGCUCUGCUGGAGCUCAGUGUGGUCUACAUAGACACGGGCCGCAAGGAGGAGGCCAUCAAACUACUGGUGAAAGCCAAAACUAACUACAAGGAGUACUCCAUGGAGUCACGCACCCAGUUCAGGAUCCAUGCUGCUCUCUCCAAACUCAAGUCUGACACUAGUGACCAAGAUGAAAUCACACCACUGUAGUAUAACAGGUGUCAUUGUGCUGAGCAAGCACUGGACUUGCUUCCCCUGCCAUCUGUAGAUGCUCCAGGAAGACUUGCUCUCUUUUUCAUCCUCAGCCACUUUGAUCACUGCCUCCCAAAUGUUACUUGCUUUGUGGUGAAAGUCUCCGUCCUUCAUGGAUGGUGGUCUCUCCCUGAUUAAAACACUUGAGUUUUGAAUGGGAGUUGGUAGAAGUUGCCUCUACCUGCUGGUUCUAGAUCAGAGGCAUUUUAUCCACCUACUGGGUGAUGAACACCCGUGGUUAGGUUCAGAUUCUAUCUUCAGUGUUUGAAUGUGUGGUACUUACAUCACUGUACUGGUUACCCAUAACAGUAGUUGGGAGGCAGUUGCUCAAAUUUGAAUACAGUAUAUCCACUUUUUUGUGGGGGAAAACAUGCUGAAAUGAACUUAACAAUGUAAGUAAUGUUUGGAUAUGUGAGGUAUAGUUUCGCUUUUAACUUCUCCAAAAGUGAUUGAGUAUUACUGUCAGCAGUUUGACAAAAGCAUCCCUUUGGUGAUAACUGAAUACAUAUGACUACAUAACGUAUGACAUUGCUUUGAUCCCAGAGUUAUUUUAACAAAUGUAUUAACAUUUUAUGUAGAAGGACCUUUAAUAAUCAAUAGGUCAUGCUACAUUUGUUUUAUGUAGUUGUCCCUGCUGCAAUGUACAGAGGAAAGUAGUCAGUUGAAAUAAGUUUAACCUCUGAUAGUGUAAACCUUAUUUUAAGUAAUGAAUGUCAAUCAAGACCUUGUACAAAGAAAGGUGUGGUUAAACAAUUUGAAAAACAUGAUUAAAUAUGUCCAUUUGCUAGAAUCCCUCAUUGUUUUAUAUUUUACUGGAGCGUAUCUCAGUGUAACCCAUCCUUGUCCAGAUUGCCCUAUAAAUAACAAACUGAUUAAGAGGUGACUUUACAGAUAAAGAUGUAUGACUGGUACCUACACGGAGUGUACAAAACAUUAUGAACACCUGCUCUUUGCAUGACAGACUGACUGCGCUAUGAUCCCUUAUUUAUGAAGGGGAGGAGGAUUAAAGGAUUUUUAAGCCUCGAGACAAUUGAGACAUGGUUUGUGUAUGUGUACCAUUCAGAGGGUGAAUGGGUCAGACAAAAUAUUUAAGUGUCUUUGAACAGGGUAUGGUACUGGGUGCCAGGCACACCAGUUUGUCAAAAACUGCAACGCUGCUGGAUUUUUCACAUUUAAGUUUCCUGGUUGUAUCAAGAAUUGGUCCACCACCCAAAAGACAUCCAGCCAAAUUGACACAACUGUGGGAAGCAUUGGAGUUAACAUUGGCCAUCAACCCUGUGGAACGCGUUAGACACCUUGUAGAGUCCAUGCCCUGACAAAUUGAGGCUGUUCUGAAGGCUAAAGGAGGUGUAUCUCAGAUAUUAGGAAGGUUCUUAAUGUUUUGUAUACUGUGUAUAAACUUACCUGCUACUUCCUUGAUGAACUUAAUCAGUGGAUCAUGACAUCUCACCCAGUGUCAAUCAUGGGGCAGCAGGUAGCCUAGUGGUUAGAGCGUUGGGCCAGUAACUGAAAGGUUGCUGGAUUGAAUCCUCAACAGAACGACAGAUUUUUACCUUGUCAGCUUGGGGAUUCAAUCCAGCAACCUUUCAGUACUGUUCUCCAGUAGGUUGUCAUUGUAAAUAAGAAUUUGUUCUUAACUGACUUGCCUAGUUAAAUAAAGGUUACAUACACGGUCUGCACAACAGUGUGCACUAUGUAAGGCCAGGGGAUACAUAUUUUACAUUGAAAUUAAUUUUGUGAAGUCAGCAAACAAAUACACAAAACCUAUACAUGAUCUAAUUGUAGGGUGUACACCUAAACUCUUGGGGCCAGUAUCCCAGACACAGAUGAAGCAUAGUCCUGGACUAAAAAUAUAUUUUCUAAUGGAGAUUCUCUAUUGAACAUGCUUAACCCAGGAUUAGGCUUCAUCUGUGUCCGGGAAACUGACACCUUAGGGUUGCAAUGAUAUUCAGGUAUUUUUAACAUAUUGAGUCAAGACUGAGGGUAUUGAGACCAUGACCAGACCAAGCCUGCAUUUACUUGGUCUCAGACCAACCCUCAAGAUCAAGACUCAAUUUCUGGUGUACAGUAUAUACAGCCUGCCGAUUUCAUAUGGUUCUGGAUGGUGGUUUGCUAACCCCAUGCCUAGCCUCAUCCCUCUGUAACUAUAACCUAACUUUAACCAAUUAAAAUCUGUGUCUUUGGA